ACAUUCUUCGUUGCAUCUCCAUUUGUGUAUCACAGAAGAAAGAAAGUCAUAGGCUAUAGAUGAGUAGAUGUUCAUCAGGCACUGAUAUGUAGUGUUUCAAGCCACACCUCUCUCAUUUGAGGCGUUUGUGUGUGUGUGUGUGUGUGUGUGUGUGUGUGUGUGUUACUGGGUAUGUUUUGAGGUUAAAACUCUGCUCCCACUUGUUGCUGAAGUUGCGCGUCUCAGUUUAAAGAAGCCCUUCCCCUUACCAGAUGCGGAGCACGAGUUCUCCCGAUGUCUGACGAAGGCGAGGGGCUCCGUGUCUCCUCUUCCACCCCCUUCCCGCCCUCCUUCCCCUCUCCCGCUCCCGCUCCUGCCGGUCAGACUAGUCUCCCUCAGCCGCCGAGACCCCUAAAGCGGCGGGCAUCUGCGCCACUUCCACGCACCGACACGCGUUCCAGAGACGCGUUUACUCGCGAUCCGCUGGACUUGAUCGGGCGCUCGCCGGCGCGUCUCGGGCGAUGCUGCGCCGCGUCUCCGGUGCGCGACGGUCUCCAGAAGCGCGGACAGCGGCGGCCCUCGCCACACAGACCCGAUCAUGAGACCCGCAGCCCGGAGGAGUUGAUCGAGAGCCCGCGCAGUUGCGCUCCACCUGACACGUCAGAGGUCAUGCAUCGCAGGCACACCACCUUGCGAGAGAAGGGCCGUCGGCAGGCCAUCCGAGGCCCCGCCUACAUGUUCAACGAACGUGGCACCAGCCUCACGGCGGAGGAGGAACGUUUCCUUGACGCAGCAGAGUACGGCAACAUUCCCGUUGUCCGUAAGAUGCUGGAAGAGUCCAAAACGCUUAACUUCAACUGCGUGGACUACAUGGGGCAAAACGCGCUGCAGUUAGCAGUCGGCAACGAGCACCUGGAGGUCACAGAGCUUUUGCUGAAGAAGGAUGGGAUGGCACGCAUUGGAGAUGCACUUCUUCUGGCAAUCAGCAAAGGUUACGUGCGAAUCGUGGAGGCCAUUUUGGCUCAUCCGGCGUUUGCGGGCGGUUUGAGACUGACUUUGAGCCCACUGGAGCAGGAACUGAGGGAUGACGACUUCUACGCCUAUGAUGAGGAUGGGACGCGUUUUUCGCAUGAUGUGACGCCAGUGAUUCUGGCCGCGCACUGUCAGGAGUACGAGAUCGUACACAUCCUGCUGAUAAAGGGCGCCAGGAUCGAGCGGCCGCAUGACUACUUCUGCAAGUGCUACGAGUGCACGGAGAAACAGAAACGCGACUCGUUCAGUCACUCCAGAUCACGCAUGAAUGCGUACAAAGGGCUCGCUAGCGCCGCCUACCUGUCACUGUCCAGCGAAGAUCCCGUACUGACGGCACUAGAGCUCAGCAAUGAACUCGCACGACUUGCCAAUAUAGAGACAGAGUUUAAGCUCAUCAUAUGA
Cyprinus carpio (common carp) is the source of this 1413-nucleotide messenger RNA. RefSeq names its product short transient receptor potential channel 7-like. Gene Ontology annotation, molecular function: store-operated calcium channel activity; protein binding; inositol 1,4,5 trisphosphate binding. The record is from RefSeq and is a predicted model, not a curated record. NCBI's taxonomy places the organism in Eukaryota, Metazoa, Chordata, Actinopteri, Cypriniformes, Cyprinidae. The coding region runs from base 274 to 1413 and encodes 379 amino acids. Gene Ontology annotation, cellular component: membrane; cation channel complex. The transcript has 3 exons. Gene Ontology annotation, biological process: calcium ion transmembrane transport; manganese ion transport; regulation of cytosolic calcium ion concentration.